AUGAGAAAACUGAACAUGUUCACGAAGCAGUACAGCAGGGCUGUUCUGACGGAAACAGGUGUGAUGAUCAAAGACCAGCAGUCGCGUCCUAUUGACAGCUACGAAAGUACACCGUUUGAAGAUGCAGAUGACACUACUAGUAGUAGCGUCUUCGAAACAGCGUCGCUGAUCAGCUGUGUAACGUGUCUAAGCGAAAAUGACAGCGAUGAGGGCAGAAAUGCACCACUGCUACCUGCGAACACCAUUAUUCCCUACGGAAAAAUUCUGUACACGCAAGAAAUCGAGCCCUCUCCUCAAGCCCCCUUCGAGGAUAACGAAGUAGAAGAUCCUUUUGAAUCGGAACCGAGCUCUUCGUCCAAGAUAAUAGAGGUGACUUUUGCAAAGCCCAGACGUCAUGACCUGGUUCCCAAGAAGCUGGUUUUGUCCAUAAGUGACAUCCCAUCUUGCAAUGACCUCUCCGCCGAAAUUAUGCGCAGAAGCUAUAAGAAAUCCAAGGUGGGCAAAUCUAUUUUAGUGAUUCUCAAUCCUCAUGGAGGUAAAGGACGUGCCAAUAAACUCUAUGUGUCGAAAAUCAAGCCUAUCUUAAUUGCCAGUAAUUGUUCGGUAGAAGUUAUGGAAACAAGUUACCACCGCCAUGCAAUGGACAUUGCUAGGAAUAUAGACAUUGAGAAAUAUGACAUAAUUGCUUGUGCAUCCGGCGAUGGUAUUCCCCAUGAAGUUUUAAACGGUCUGUUCCAGCGGCCCGAUCGUGUUCGCGCUUUCAAUAAGGUUGCAGUGACUCAGGUGCCGUGUGGUUCGGGUAAUGCCAUGAGUGUCUCCUGUCACGGAACGACUAAUCCAUCGCACGCAGCCUUGAGCAUUGUGAAAUCUACAGAAAUCAGGAUUGACUUGAUGUGCUGUUCGCAGCCUUCUUACAUCAACCAACCUAGACUUUCUUUCCUAAGUCAGACUUACGGUGUGAUUGCAGAAUCAGACAUUAAUACAGAAUUUAUGAGAUGGAUUGGACCUGCUAGAUUCGAGCUGGGCGUGGCCCUCAAUGUUUUACAGAGGAAGAAGUAUCCCUGCGAUAUCUACAUUAAAUAUGCCGCGAAGUCCAAGAAUGAAUUAAGAGAUCAUUACGUUUACCAUAAAAAUAAAAUAGUGAACAAAAGCAAUGAAACAAACUCUGAUGAUCCCGAUAACGACGAAGUCGAUGAAAAUGACUUUCAAGUCAAGUUUCCACUAUCAGAAGACGUGCCGUCCGAUUGGGAAAAGCUGGAUUCUGGCUUGGCUGAUAACUUAGGAAUUUUUUACACCGGCAAAAUGCCCUACAUUGCAGCAGAUACGAAGUUUUUCCCGGCCGCAUUGCCUAGCGAUGGAACUUUUGAUCUCGUGAUAACUGAUGCUAGAACACCUAUAACGAGGAUGGCUCCCAUUUUGCUUUCCUUGGACAAAGGCUCACACGUCUUGCAACCAGAGGUUUUACAUUCAAAGAUAGUUGCUUUUAAGCUCAUACCAAGAGUGAAGAACAGCGUUAUAUCCGUAGACGGUGAAAGCUUUCCUCUUGAACCGCUGCAAGUUGAAAUUAUGCCACGUCUUUGCAAAACUUUAUCAUACAACGGCUCUUAUGUUGAAACAGAGUUUGAGUCCAUGUAA
This is a messenger RNA of Lachancea fermentati, 1635 nucleotides long. NCBI's taxonomy places the organism in Eukaryota, Fungi, Ascomycota, Saccharomycetes, Saccharomycetales, Saccharomycetaceae. The record is from the annotation of a GenBank genome assembly.